AUGAGAUAAACUGAUCUUGUGCUCCUGUUUCAUACAACUGCACUGAAACACUAGUUGGAGAGAGAGAGAGAGAGGGAGAGAGAAAGAGAGAGAGAACAGAAGGAAGAGAGAGGUAGAGUGAAGGAGGGAGGUACGGACAGUGAGUUAGGCAUUAGUUUGUGUAGAACAAGAGCUUUCCAAGGCAAGGGGACAACAUAGUCGAGAGAAAGACAGAAAUAUCACAGGUAAGGUCAAGAAAGGACAGAAAAGGAGGAAAAAUAAACCAACGAAAAAGAAAGACAAAGAAAAAUCCUUAGGUCUACUCCUUAGUUAUGAGGGAAACACAGCCAUAUGCCAUCCUGUGUCUGGUUGCGUCGAGUCUCCUGAUGGUUUGGACGCCGCCUGUGCUGGCAUCGGUGGUGACCGACUUCAACCACGCCGAGCGCUGCAAGAACUCUCUGUACAUGGGCACCCCGCCGCGAGGGUACCUCAGCCACGCUCUCAAGAAGGUCUGCCAGCGCUACGAGGACAAGCCGCGCUACGUCACCCUCUACGAUCCCCAGAAGCGCAUCCCUGUCUACUCGGCCUACAUCUUCAAGAAAACUGACGGUGAAAAGACUGUGGACAUGCCCUGGAUGUUCGAGCCUCAGCUUUCAUCGGACAAAGGCAGCAGCAACAUGGAGGCUUUCCCCCAGUCUGCCAAGAUGCACAAGAACUUCGAGGACACGCAGGCGAUUCUGGAGGACUACGCCGACGUGGUCCAGUACGAGCGGGUCCUCCUGAACCCGGACGAGCACCAGUCUGACCCGGAGGACAAGGCGGCCACAUACACACUCACCAACGUGGUGCCGCAGCUCCGGGAGUUCAGCACGGGCCCCUGGGCCAAGCACAAAGACACCCUGCGUCGCCGACUCAACAACUUCUGCCGCGGCACGGCUUACAUGAUCACCGGGGUGACGACCUCGGGUCACAUGAUCCGCCGAGACAACCUGGACCGCGUGGCUGUUCCCGAGCACUUGUGGACUGCCUACUGCUGCCCCGAUCACGACCGCAACGCCCCCUAUGCCGAGCGCUACAAGUUUCCAGCCUACGCAGCGUUCGGCCUCAACGACCGCGUCAACAACCACAUGCAGGAGCUCUCCAUAAGUGACCUGCAGAGGUUCCUGAAGAACCACAUGGAGGUUGACAAGAACUUCCAGAUCUUCUAUAAUGACUGUAUACCAGAUUCGUGAUGGGCUGUAAAAUUCCUAUAGUUAGUUAUUGGUCCUGCAAAUGAUUAUUAUUCCUACAUUUGGCAAUAUAGUAGGACACACCUAACAACACAAAUAACAUAGUUUGAAAAUAUAUAAUAGUUGAUCUGUUUAGCAUAAAAGUUGUGUAAUUGAAAUAGCUCAAAGUAUUAUUCAAUUAGUCACAAGGCCCAAAGUCCAUCUGCUUAUACUUAUAAAAUACUGUGACUAGAUUAUACUUAUAAAAUACUGUGACUAGAUGUAGCCUAUAUUAUCAGUUGUCCACUUGACUUAAAAGUGCAUUACACGAUUUAUAAAAAUGUAGACAAAGAAGCUGCAUAUAACAGACUUUAGCCUUUCAUAAACUCCUAAAGUUAAUAUAAAAACUACAAUUUGUUUUUCUUGAAAUAAUGUUUUAUUUCACUCUGAUUUAUUUUUAAUCAUUUUUCUCUUUACUUGGUAAUUCAAGAUAAUCUAUUUAGAUUGAAGUAUACACUUAAUAUUUAUAGGAUUCUGCAUUCAAGGAGCCAACCUUUCAGAAAAUCAAUGAACUUGAGUGUGUGUGGUUAACUAUACUGUAUUGAAUGUAGGUCAUCGUAGUCAUUAAAGAUUGUAUCAUGUUUCAGGACAAUGCUGCCACUUGCAUGCUUUAGGCAAUUGUUAUUUAGCAUGCUUACUGGUGGAACAUUGUUAAUAAGCACCUGCAAACAGUCUCAUUUUGAGUAAAGCAUGUCAUCUAUUUUUUUCCCCAUUCCAAAGAUGUGUGGUUUCAAAUGUCAUUACUACUGUAAUCAUAAAUAAAGGCGUUGAACAUG
This is a messenger RNA of Alosa alosa (allis shad), 2023 nucleotides long. Its product is annotated as endonuclease domain-containing 1 protein. The record is from RefSeq and is a predicted model, not a curated record. The transcript has 3 exons. Lineage: Eukaryota; Metazoa; Chordata; Actinopteri; Clupeiformes; Clupeidae. Bases 312 to 1211 code for a protein of 299 amino acids. Gene Ontology annotation, molecular function: nucleic acid binding; hydrolase activity; metal ion binding.